AUGCUCGUCACCCAGAUCCUCAUUGCGCGCAAUCUCAGUCAACAAUUUCGCAGCUUCAAAGGCAUCACCAAUGCCACAACCACGACAAAUGGAAAUCAAGCGCCGUCAUUCCACAUCGUGGCCAGAAACCGCGUUCUGAAGCUAAUGCUGACCGUCAUCAUCAUCUACAUCGUAUGCUGGACCCCAGCCCAGAUUGCCUACCUUGGUUACAGCCUUGGAUGGGUUCCCCUAUCCUAUCUGAACAGCCCCAUCCAUAGUUUGCUCACUGUGUUUGGUUUCUACAACUCUUGUGCCAAUCCCAUCAUCUAUGCGGCAAGGUAUCCCGAGUUCAGAAACGCUCUCAAGGAAAUGUUCACCUGCAAGUCUGCCAAAAAUACUCCGCUGUUUGAGAAGAUGGACACUCCGAACACUUCAAGCAACAUCUCGACGUCAAAAGCUGACAUUUACAGUGUUUGA
Strongylocentrotus purpuratus (purple sea urchin) is the source of this 456-nucleotide messenger RNA. Its product is annotated as nociceptin receptor-like. Gene Ontology annotation, cellular component: membrane. Bases 1 to 456 code for a protein of 151 amino acids. Gene Ontology annotation, biological process: G protein-coupled receptor signaling pathway. The transcript has a single exon. NCBI's taxonomy places the organism in Eukaryota, Metazoa, Echinodermata, Echinoidea, Camarodonta, Strongylocentrotidae. The record is from RefSeq and is a predicted model, not a curated record. Gene Ontology annotation, molecular function: G protein-coupled receptor activity.